AUGUUGAAAAUAAUAACCAUCUUUAUGCUUUAUGUCAUACUAAUGAUGACAAUUAAUUCAAUCGAGUCGCGACCCCAAAAUGCACUCGGCAACGAUCAGGAUCUAGAUAAUUUUGGACAGGAUGUCGACGAAGUACGUAAUAGCUACUAUGAGCUCCCAGUGCCUUCAACUUACUCUGCCGUUCCUUUUGAUCGUCUGCAAAUGYUAAUCGCACAAUAUAGACCCACAUCUUAUAUUCGCACACCGGGGUGGAGCAGCGGCAUGAACGAACUUUUCCGUAUGCCUGAGACAAAACGCCAAGUCAGAUAUCGUCAAUGCUACUUUAACCCUAUUUCCUGCUUUAAAAAAUAAAAUGCUUUGUGGUGUGACCAAAAUUACGAACUCCAAAACAAAUGCCGAAACUUUCUUAGAUACAUAUAUAAGCUUGUAAUUGUAAAUAUAUGUUAAACACAAAUAACAAAAAUAUUUAAAAUAUUAAGCAGUUCGCUAUUUAAAAAGUAAUUUAGAAUCAACAUUUCAAACAGAAUGCUUCUUUGAUCAUCCUCAAUAUUUACAUACAUCAUAAUGAAGUGUUUUUCCUACCUUCCUUCACAUGUUAACUAAUGUUGAAUGCCAUAAAAGUGUAUCCAAAAAUAUAUCUAAAUGUAUAUAAGUGCAUUAUUAUAGUAUACAGAUAUUAAUAAUCAAAAUAUACCUACU
Messenger RNA from Bactrocera latifrons, 699 nucleotides. RefSeq lists its product as uncharacterized. The transcript has 3 exons. The coding region runs from base 1 to 351 and encodes 116 amino acids. Lineage: Eukaryota; Metazoa; Arthropoda; Insecta; Diptera; Tephritidae. The record is from RefSeq and is a predicted model, not a curated record.